AUGCCUGCUCCGGGCGCCUUCAUCUUCCUCGCGGCCGUCUCUCUUUCGGGCUGCCUGGCGUCCCCGGUCCAUCCCGACGGAUUCGCCCUUGGCCGGGCCCCCCUGGCUCCUCCCUACGCUGUGGUCCUCAUUUCCUGCUCUGGCCUGCUGGCCUUCAUCUUUCUCCUCCUCACCUGUCUGUGCUGCAAAAGGGGUGAUGUUGGCUUCAAGGAGUUUGAGAACCCCGAAGGGGAGGACUGCUCUGGGGAGUACACCCCCCCUGCAGAGGAGACCUCCUCCUCGCAGUCGCUGCCUGAUGUCUACAUUCUCCCUCUGGCUGAGGUCUCCCUGCCAAUGCCAGCCCCGCAGCCUGCACAUUCAGACAUGACCACCCCCCUGGGCCUUAGCCGCCAGCAUCUCAGCUAUCUACAGGAGAUUGGGAGCGGCUGGUUUGGGAAGGUGAUCCUGGGGGAGAUUUUCUCUGACUACACCCCGGCCCAGGUGGUGGUGAAGGAGCUCAGGGCCAGUGCUGGGCCCCUGGAGCAGCGCAAGUUCAUCUCCGAAGCUCAGCCCUACAGAAGCCUGCAGCACCCCAACGUCCUCCAGUGCCUGGGCCUAUGUGUGGAGACGCUGCCCUUCUUGCUGAUCAUGGAGUUCUGUCAGCUGGGGGACCUGAAACGAUACCUCCGGGCCCAGCGGCCCCCCGAGGGCCUGUCCCCCGAACUGCCCCCUCGAGACCUGCGGACCCUGCAAAGGAUGGGCCUGGAGAUCGCCCGUGGCCUGGCGCACCUGCACUCGCACAACUACGUGCAUAGCGACCUGGCGCUGCGCAACUGCUUGUUGACCUCCGACCUCACGGUGCGCAUCGGGGACUACGGGCUGGCGCACAGCAACUACAAGGAGGACUACUACCUGACGCCCGAGCGCCUGUGGAUCCCGCUGCGCUGGGCGGCGCCCGAGCUGCUGGGGGAGCUGCAUGGGACCUUCAUGGUGGUCGAUCAGAGCCGGGAGAGCAACAUCUGGUCCUUGGGGGUGACCCUGUGGGAGCUGUUUGAAUUUGGGGCUCAGCCCUACCGCCAUCUGUCAGACGAGGAGGUCCUGGCCUUCGUGGUCCGCCAGCAGCACGUGAAGCUGGCCCGCCCCAGGCUCAAGCUGCCCUACGCGGACUACUGGUACGACAUCCUGCAGUCCUGCUGGCGGCCCCCGGCCCAGCGGCCCUCGGCGUCCGACCUGCAGCUGCAGCUCACCUACCUGCUGUCGGAGCGGCCGCCACGGCCGCCGCCGCCGCCGCCGCCGCCCCGCGACGGCCCCUUCCCCUGGCCCUGGCCCCCCUCGCACAGCGCCCCCCGCCCGGGGACCCUGUCCUCGCCGUUCCCCCUGCUGGAUGGCUUCCCCGGGGCCGACCCUGACGACGUGCUCACGGUCACCGAGAGCAGCCGCGGCCUCAACCUCGAGUGCCUGUGGGAGAAGGCGCGGCGAGGCGCGGGCCGCGGCGGGGGGGCGCCCCCGUGGCAGCCGGCGUCCGCGCCCCCGGCCCCCCACGCCAACCCCUCCAACCCCUUCUACGAGGCGCUGUCCACGCCCAGCGUGCUGCCCGUCAUCAGCGCCCGCAGCCCCUCGGUGAGCAGCGAGUACUACAUCCGCCUGGAGGAGCAUGGCUCCCCGCCCGAGCCCCUCUUCCCCAACGACUGGGACCCCCUGGACCCGGGUGUGCCCGCCGCCCCGGCCCCCCAGGCCCCGUCCGAGGUCCCCCAGCUCGUGUCCGAGACCUGGGCCUCCCCCCUCUUCCCGGCGCCGCGGCCCUUCGCUGCCCAGGCCGCGGCCGGCAGCUUCCUGCUGAGCGGCUGGGACCCCGAGGGCCGGGGCGCCGGGGAGACCCUGGCCGGAGACCCCGCCGAGGUGCUGGGGGAGCGGGGUGCGGCCUGGGCCGAGGAGGAGGAGGAAGAGGAGGAGGAGGAGGAGGGCAGCUCCCCCGGGGAGGGCAGCAGCAGCCUGGGCGGGGGGCCCGGCCGCCGGGGUCCCCUCCCCUGUCCGCUGUGCAGCCGCGAGGGCCCCUGCGCCUGCCUGCCCCUGGAGCGGGGGGACGCCGUGGCCGGCUGGGGGGGGCACCCCGCGCUGGGCUGCCCGCACCCCCCGGAGGACGACUCGUCCCUGCGGGCCGAGCGCGGCUCCCUGGCCGACCUGCCUCUGGUCCCCCCCGCGCCGGCCCCCCCCGAGUUUCUGGACCCUCUCAUGGGGGCCGCGGCGCCCCAGUACCCCGGGCGGGGGCCGCCCCCCGCUCCCCCCCCUCCACCGCCGCCUCCCCGGGCCCCCGCCGAGCCGGCCGCGUCCCCCGACCCCCCGUCGGCCCUGGCCAGUCCUGGCUCCGGCCUGUCGUCGCCGGGCCCCAAGCCGGGGGACAGCGGCUACGAGACCGAGACCCCUUUUUCCCCCGAGGGAGCCUUCCCCGGUGGGGGGGCGGCCGAGGAGGAAGGGGUCCCUCGGCCGCGGGCUCCCCCCGAGCCGCCCGACCCCGGAGCGCCCCGGCCACCCCCAGACCCGGGUCCCCUCCCGGCCCCCGGGCCGCAGGAGAAGCCGAGCUUCGUAGUGCAAGUGAGCACCGAGCAGCUGCUCGAGUCCCUGCGGGAGGGCGUGACCAGGAACCUCCUGGGGGGCCCGGGGCCCCCGGCGCCCAGGAAGGCGGGGAGAGGCCCCCCCGCGAGCCGAGAGACAGCUCCCCCGGGCCCGAGCCCGGACCCGCCAGCCCCGAGCAGCGGCGCCCAGACAGCCCCCAGCCCGAGCCUCCCCGGGAACGGGAGCGGGGUGACAGCCUCGCCGAACGGGGGCCAGGCAGCCCCGGGCCCGGAGAAGACGGCCGAGAACGGGGGACUGGGGUCCCCAGAGAGGGACGAGACAGUGCUGGAGAAUGGGGAGCUGACGCCGCCAAGGAGGAAGGCGAGGCCCCUGGAGAAUGGGGAGCUGAGGUCCCCAGAGGCCGGGGAGAAGGCGCUGGUGAAUGGGGGGCCGACGUCCCCAAAGAGCCGGGGGGAGAAGGCGCCCGCGAAUGGGGGCCUGAGGCUCCCCAGGAACACGGGGAGCCCACCGGAGACUGGGCCUUGGAGGUCCCCGGGGCCCCAGGAGAAGACGCCCGGGACUGGGGGUCCAGCCCCAGAGACCUCCCUGGAGAGAGCCCCCACCUGCGGCCAGGGGCCCUGGGCCCAGAACGGCUUGGAGACGGCCCCUGGCCCUCGUGGCCCAGCCCCCAAGAACGGGACGCUGGACCCCGGGACCGAGAGGAGAGUCCUCGAGACUGGGAGGCUGGACCUCGGGAAUGGGGGCCGAGCCCCGGCGGACGUGGGGACGGGGGGCCCCGGCGGAGGCCCCGAAAACGGCGCGGACGCAAAGGCCGGAUGGGGAGACAGCAAGAGGCCACCGCCGCUGCCGCCGCCACCGGAGGCCCCGGCGAGGAGGCUGGAGCCAGUGCCCCCGAGGGUCCGGCCGGAGGUGGCCUCCGAGGGAGACCCCCCCGGGGUCCCAGACCCCAGGGCCGACGGAGACACAGCACCCAGCGGAGACGGGGACCCCCCCAAGCCCGAGAGGAAGGGCCCCGAGAUGCCACGACUGUUCUUGGACUUGGGCCCCCCUCAGGGGAACAGCGAACAGAUCAAAGCCAAGCUCUCCCGGCUGUCGCUGGCGCUCCCGCCACUCUCGCUCACGCCGUUCCCGGGCCCGGGCCCGCGGCGGCCCCCGUGGGAGGGCGCGGACGGCGGGGCGGCUGGCGGGGAGGCCGGCGGGGCGGGGUCGCCGGGGCCGGCGGAGGAGGACGGGGAGGACGAGGACGAGGACGAGGAGGAGGACGAGGAGGCGGCGGGCGCGGCGGCGGGACCUCGGGGCUCCGGGAGGACGCGGGCAGCCCCGGUGCCCGUCGUGGUGAGCAGCGCCGACGCGGACGCGGCCCGGCCGUUGCGGGGAUUGCUCAAGUCUCCGCGCGGGGCCGACGACUCGGAGGACAGCGAGCUGGAGAGGAAGCGCAAGAUGGUCUCCUUCCACGGGGACGUGACCGUCUACCUCUUCGACCAGGAGACACCAACCAACGAGUUGAGCGUGCAGGGCCCCCCCGAGGGGGACACGGACCCAUCAACGCCCCCAGCGCCCCCGACGCCUCCCCACCCCGCCACCCCCGGAGAUGGGUUUCCCAGCAACGACAGCGGCUUUGGAGGCAGUUUCGAGUGGGCGGAGGAUUUCCCCCUCCUCCCCCCGCCCGGGCCCCCCCUGUGCUUCUCCCGCUUCUCCGUCUCGCCUGCACUGGAGACCCCGGGGCCCCCCACUCGGGCCCCCGACGCCCGGCCCGCAGGCCCCGUGGAGAACUGACUCCCCAGAGACCCGACCCUCCUGCACCCCCAGACGAGGGGCUGAGAGUG
This is a messenger RNA of Dipodomys spectabilis (banner-tailed kangaroo rat), 4379 nucleotides long. RefSeq names its product lemur tyrosine kinase 3 (gene Lmtk3). The transcript has 15 exons. Gene Ontology annotation, molecular function: protein kinase activity; ATP binding. Gene Ontology annotation, biological process: protein phosphorylation. Bases 1 to 4329 code for a protein of 1442 amino acids. The record is from RefSeq and is a predicted model, not a curated record. NCBI's taxonomy places the organism in Eukaryota, Metazoa, Chordata, Mammalia, Rodentia, Heteromyidae.